UUCACAUCGCAGUUUGGAGCCGUGUUAUUACCGGGUUAUUCCCGGGUUGGUGCCUUUCACACUGAACCCGGUUCGCCCUGUGAAAACAUUUGUGAUGUCAUUAUAAAUGGACUUUUCUGUCUCCUAUUGAUGAGGUUGCAAAGGUAUUACAAGGAGGGGCUGGGGAGUGCUCAGUAGUGCAGCAAUCAUGGCCGACACAGCACAUGUCUCUAUAGAGUUUGUGAUAGUCUCAGCUGUACUACUCUUGGAUUCAGCCUGUGAGAGGAUAUUUGAGCUUCUCACAUUCUGUAGCUUGUUCAGCAGCUAUGUUAUGAGGAGGAGGAGGCUGCAGUAUUUGAGAGACACCACCAUUCGUCGUCGGCAAUACCUGCGCAGGAGGAGAUCGUUUAUAUCUGCUUCUGUGACCACCAUACUCAACCUUAACCACAGUACUCAACGAAAAUUGUGGUCUAGAGAACGGCAGCAUGGGCAAGUUUUUAUGCAAAGUGUACUGAACUUUCAGGAUGUUCAGUGGAAGUGUCACUUCAGGAUGUCACGUCACACAUUCCACUAUCUUUUGGAUUUAAUGUCCCCAGCACUCUCUAGACAGACCACAAACUUCAGGUCACCAAUAGAGCCAAGCAGGAGGCUAGCUAUAGCAUUGUGGUGGUAUGCCACUCCCGGUGAAUAUCGCACAAUUGCUUGCCUGUUUGGUGUGGGGAUAUCUACCGUGUGCACCAUUGUACAUGAAGUGACCAAAGCAUUGGUGGACAACCUAUACCACCGAUUUAUAUCUCUUCCGCAAGGCCAGCGUUUGGAUGAAACAAUUGUGGGAUUUGUGGAGUCUGGAUAUCCGCAGUGUGCAGGUGCAAUUGAUGGUACCCACAUCCCUAUAAUCGCACCUCAUGAUAAUCAUGCCGACUACUACAACAGAAAGGGAUGGCAUUCCAUUGUUUUGCAAGCUGUGGUGGAUCAUAAGUAUUGUUUCACUGACGUAUUCAUCGGCUGGCCGGGGCGGUCACAUGACGCUCGAGUUCUUGCAAACUCUGAUCUGUACCGGGUAGCAGAGGACAAGCAAGGGGGCUACCUUUUUCCAAGAGAGAAAUCCAAAUUUGUGGACGGAGUGGAGAUACCGGUACACAUAAUUGGUGAUGCAGCCUACCCGUUACGACGAUGGCUCAUGAAGGGGUUCACCCAACAUGUCCAGCUGAGCCCCAAUCAAAUUACAUAUACACACACCCUGAGCUCGGCAAGAAUGGUGGUUGAAAAUGCCUUUGGACGAUUAAAAGGACGUUGGCGCUGUCUUAUGAAGCGCAAUGAUGUAGACAUUAAUAUCAUGCCUAACAUUGUUGCAGCAUGUUGUAUUCUGCAUAACUUAUGUGAGUUUCAGAGGGAGGAAUUCCUACCAGAGUGGACAGUGCAGGCCACUGCUGCGUACCCUGCCCUUGAUUGUGAGGCCUAUUUGGGCGACCAUUCUGGUAGUGCAGAACAGAUGAGGUCUGCUAUAAUGGCCAACCUUCCCUCAUUACUCCGUUAAUUUUUCUCAGUUUGUAUAUUGUAUAUAUUGUUGUUGUUCCAAAAAAAAAACCUGUUUAGUUGACAUUCUGCUACUGUGUCGAUACAAAUGUACAACAUCAAUAUCCAAUUUGAAAUGGAUGUAUCAAGCAUUUUGUUUGUUUGUAAGUCAAAAUAGGACAAGUCCAAAGAUUAACAAAAGGUCAGAGACCGUAGAAUUUUAAUUUGUAUAAAACUUUGGAAAAUAAAGUAGUGCAAUCGUUACAGUAACAAGUCAAACAAGUAAUAGUGCAGUAAAAACACUCCUAUGAAUUUAAAACCAACCUUUUUUUAAAAACAAUAAUAUUUAAGUUAAAUUACGAUAAACAGGAGACUCUGUUGUUGUCUCCGUUUCAGAAGGUGAUUGGGUGUGUUGAGGUUGUGUAUGUCGAGGAUGGGUAUAGUGAGUUGGAGUUGUUGGAGGUGGGGUUUGUUGGGGUUGGUUAUGGCGAGCAUGGGUAUGGUGUGGCGUUGGUUGAGGUGUGGUAUGAUUAUAGUAGG
Molecule: messenger RNA, 2034 nt
Organism: Pseudophryne corroboree (corroboree frog)
Lineage: Eukaryota; Metazoa; Chordata; Amphibia; Anura; Myobatrachidae
Exons: 3
Coding region: 188-1516 (442 amino acids)
Source: RefSeq, a predicted model, not a curated record